Hevea brasiliensis (rubber tree) is the source of this 3321-nucleotide messenger RNA. Its product is annotated as disease resistance protein RPV1. Gene Ontology annotation, biological process: signal transduction; defense response. The record is from RefSeq and is a predicted model, not a curated record. Lineage: Eukaryota; Viridiplantae; Streptophyta; Magnoliopsida; Malpighiales; Euphorbiaceae. Bases 187 to 1866 code for a protein of 559 amino acids. The transcript has 3 exons.
AUUUGUGCGGAAAAUAAAUCAAAUAGUUCAUUUUCUUUUCUUUAAAUUGGAAAGGAAAAUAAGAGAAAAUUAUAUUAAAUUAUAAUUUUUUUCCUUCCAAAAUUUCUUCUGCGAAAAUAAUUUUCUUUAUUAUUCUUCUUCCUACUAUUUUAUGGAUUUAUGCAAAGACUUUGAAUUUGAUUUGCAAUGAUUUUUGCUGGAAAAGAAGCAGCUUCAUCAUUUAAUCCUUUCUGUUCUUCGCCUACCUCCAUCUCCUCCUCCUCCUCCUCCUCCCCCUCCUACUCCUCUUCUUCUUCUUCUUCUUCUUUACCAGAAUGGAGAUAUGAUGUGUUCCUUAGUUUUAGAGGUCUAGAUACCCGUCAUAACUUUUCUGACCAUUUAUACACUGCUCUAAAGGAAAGAGGUGUUAAGGUAUUUAGGGAUGAUAAGAAACUAGGAAAAGGGAGAAUCAUUACUCGAACAAUCUUUCGAGCAAUCGAAGAAUCAAAGUUUUCAAUCGUUGUUUUUUCAAGAAAUUAUGCUUGCUCUGAAUGGUGCUUGGAUGAACUUGCAAAGAUCAUUGAAUGUAUGAAUGAAAAGGGUCAUGUAGCUUUUCCAAUUUUCUAUCACGUGCCACCUGAUGAUGUGAUGAAUCAAAUAGGCCAUUAUGAGGAAGCUUUUCUUUGCCAUCAAAGACUCUUCAAGAAGCAGAGGGUGCAGAGGUGGAGGAUUGCUUUGACUGAAAUUGCUGGUAUAUCAGGAUGGGAUGUCCAAAAUUAUAGAUCUGAUUCGAAAUUAAUAAAAAGCAUUGUUAGGAAGAUAUCAUGGAAUUUGAGAUGCACAUCCCCAAGUACUGGCAAGCAGUUGGUUCCAUUAAGUUCCACAAUAAAGGAAAUUAAUCUUUAUUUAUACGAGGGGUUAGAUAAAACCUACAUAGUGAGAAUUUGUGGGAUGGAUGGAAUGAGCAGUACAACUAUUGGAAGAGUUGUUUAUGAUGCAGUCAUCAGGCAGAAAUGGGAAUUGUUUCGUUUUCAAGAACUUGUUUCUGAAAUGCCAAGGGAGUGUAGUAGAAACAUAUGGGAUGCUGAUAGAGUAAUAAAUGUGAUAAGGAGUAAGCGGCAACAUAAAAAAGUACUUGUUCUUCUUGAUGACCUGGAUAAUCUAGAAUUGGUGGCAUCCUUACUUAGAAAGCAUGGCUGGUUCAUUCAGGGAAGCAGAAUUGUUAUAUCAGCUAGAACUCCUAACAAAACGAUAUUGAAUGUACUUGAUAUAAGAUUUGGUGAACCACAAGGUAGGGAGAAUUUAUUUGAUGCAAGUUUUAACAAAGCAGAAAAGGCAAAUAACAGCAUGUUCUUAGAUAUUGCAUGUUUCUUGAAGGAGAUGGAUGAUGAUCAUAUAACAAGAAUAGUUCAAUCGCUGGUCAGUGGUGAUCUGCAGGCAAAGAGCGGAACGAAAUUUCUCAUCAGUAAAUCUUUGAUAGAUAUUUCUGAUAAUGAGUAUCUAUUGCCUCUGCAAGAUCUAAGUAAGAAAUAUUUUUCUCAAAAAAACCUGGAAGAGACUAGAAGCCACGAGAAGUUUUGGGAUAUGGCAGGCAUUCACAGAUUGAUAAGGUUUGACGGUGCAUCGAGCCAAUCUAAUGGGAAGACUGAAAAUGAACCAAUGAAGGGCUUAAGCACUGACAAAUUUAAGAUUCAGCACCAAAACUUAGUUGGAAAUGGUGUUUCUGGAAAGGAUACAAGUUCUCUGCAUAACCUUGCAAGAGAACCAGUUAAAGAAAGGGAAAAUGCAGCUUGUGUUGUGCCAUUGGAAUUGAGAAGUAGUGGCAUAUCAGAAGCUAGUGUGCAGCAGCUAAAUGGCAAUCAGAGCUUCGUUUCCAGGAAGAUGUAGUGAAUGCAGUGGCACUUAAGGCUAAUGGCAAUGCUGUGACUAAAUCAUUGUUAAUAUCAAAAGAAAUCUCGAAUCAGAAUCAGAGGUUAAAGAUUACUAAUGGCAUGAGCAAUUCAAGGAAAAGGAGGAAUGCUGUGGAGACAAUUUUUUCGCCAUUGUCACCAGAAACUAUUUUUUAUGAUACAAAUGAAGAAAAAAAUGUUGCCUCAUCUGAUAAUUUUGAGAUGAAAGAGCAUGGCAGUGGAUUACCUCGUAAUAUUGAAUUCAUUAAUCAGAGGCAAAGCGCUGCAACUUUGCCAGACUCACAGAUUGUCUUUGGAGGUCAGCAGUUGAGGUUUUUCAUGCCUGAAAGCACAAAAGGUAAGAACAUUGUUAGAAUUCCUAAAGCUGUAGUUGAAGAGGGAAUUAAAAAGUGGGAUCAAUGUCUUGUGGGGCAAUUUCUUGGGCAAAGUGCAGAUAUCAGUGUAAUGCUCAAUAUGGCAAAUGGAUUGUGGGGAAAAGAAGGAAGAAUAGAAGUAACCAAAACAGAAAAUGAGCUUUACAUCUUUAAAUUUCCAAAUGAAAGAACAAGAGACUUUGUGCUGGAAUCUGGACCUUGGUAUAUGGCAAAUAAUCCUUUGGUGAUGAGAAGGUGGCAACCUAAGAUGAAACUAUUGGAACUCGAUAAAUCAAAGAUCCCUGUUUGGAUCAAACUUAUGGGGAUCCCUAUGGAGUAUAUGACUAUGCAAGGGCUGAGUUAUAUAGCUAGUGCUGUUGGGAAACCUUUGUACGUAGACAGGGCAACUGCUAGCAUGUCUACAAUUGCUUUUGCAAAAGUAUGUGUGGAGAUAAGCAUAGAAGACAAGAUUAUGGAAGAUAUAUCAGUUAUGGAUGAUGAUGGUGAGGAGCUGCUUGUAAGAGUGGAGUACCUCUGGAUGCCUGAAAAGUGCAUUGCCUGCAGAGAGUUUGGACAUUCAAUAAGCACAUGUACACGCUUUAAGAAUUUGAUUGGAAAAUCUGAUUACUUCCUGUGAGGGAAUAUGGUGUCAAUCUGUAUGUGGAACAGAGAUGGAUUCCAAAACUGUUUGUGCUUCAAGCUCAAGAUCACAGAACUACUAAUGUCAACUGAACAAUGUGAAAUAUGAAGAAGAAAAAGAGUCUGUUGAAGAAGAAUGAGGAAAAAAGCUGUAAUCUUUUUCCAGUGUUCAAGAAGAAGAUGCAGGAUAUAUCUGCAGAAGAAUUUUUGAUAAUCAGAGAGGGUUGAAAUAAGUGGCCUGAUGAUGUAUUUGCUAUUUAAUUGUGAACAUCAGUGGGUCAAAUUUCAUGUGAUAGGCAUUGAGAGACUAGUAAAUUUAUACAAUCACUAUUAGAAUCUCUUCUGCUGCCAUUGUGAAGGGCUGGUGAGAAAUUUAAAAGCUAAAUUUUGACAGCGGCUAUAUAACAAUUAGGCUGCAAUCACAGCCAUUUUUGCCCCCA